GGGAAGUGUGGUGGGAACGGAUAUACAGGACCGACGAGUUGUAUUGCUGGCUACACUUGCGUCGUCUCGAGUUCAACCUAUUCACAAUGCCUGCCAGCGCCGAUCCCACCUGGUCAUCAAUCACCAUGGGGUCCGUGGAUCAUCUCUUCAUAG
Messenger RNA from Hyaloscypha bicolor E, 153 nucleotides. RefSeq lists its product as uncharacterized. The annotation marks the transcript as partial. NCBI's taxonomy places the organism in Eukaryota, Fungi, Ascomycota, Leotiomycetes, Helotiales, Hyaloscyphaceae. The record is from RefSeq and is a predicted model, not a curated record. Gene Ontology annotation, cellular component: extracellular region. Gene Ontology annotation, molecular function: cellulose binding. The transcript has a single exon. Gene Ontology annotation, biological process: carbohydrate metabolic process.